This is a messenger RNA of Centruroides sculpturatus (bark scorpion), 1245 nucleotides long. RefSeq lists its product as uncharacterized. Lineage: Eukaryota; Metazoa; Arthropoda; Arachnida; Scorpiones; Buthidae. The coding region runs from base 1 to 1245 and encodes 414 amino acids. The record is from RefSeq and is a predicted model, not a curated record. The transcript has a single exon.
AUGGCUACGCCAGCCAAAUACUAUCGAAAAGCUGUUGUGAAGUUAUGCAGGACUUCUUCCAAGUUAGCCUUUCUGAUUAAGUGCCGUUCAUUGGGAUUAUUUCCUGCUUCAAUUUAUAGAAUACGUUUGCCUCCUGACUGUUCUACGUUACUACCUGUGGUUAGGCGCAUCUGUUUAAAAAAAGCGAUAAGAUAUGCUAGGAGAAGAAGGUAUGCAUUAGUGAGCAACGUUAUCCGAUUAGAAAAUUAUUUUUAUGAGAGGAAUCCCGACAUCCUGACCAGAGUUAAUGCAAGUGUCGUCCCGUUAGCAGACUCUAUUUCUAGGAGACUCCGCAAACAGCAUCGUAAGAAAGUAGAAUGGCUGUCGACGUUCCAGCGUCUGAAGGAAAACCGAAUACAGGGUUCUCUUGUAUGUUGGGAUGGCAUUCAACCUCCGCCCAUGCUGGUUAACGUAGUAGGAUUGGGCCCCGCGUUUGCUCCUUCCCUUCCGGUGGACUUAACUAAGGUUAUACUGGAUGUUGAGAGGAUGGUGGAAGGUCUUGGCAACACGCGUAAAGAAUACUUCCGAUGGAAGGUUUUCUUCGAUAUCUAUAACCACAAGGCACACGAUGAACGAUCAUAUGCGAGUGCCAUACAUAAUUCUAGACGAUGGAUGAGUCGUAAUGAUGUGGUCGCUGUAAGGGCGGAUAAAUCCAAAAGCAUUGUUCUUAUGAAAAGGGAUACGUAUAGAAAUGGCUUGUAUGAAUACAUCAGCAACACUGAAUGCACUAAGGCCCCCAGCGGAUUUUUGGAAAGGACUCAAGCAAGGGUUGCACGUAUGACCAACUCACCAUUGGCUAGAGUACUAAAGAUAACUAAGGCAACUAUUUCGACACCCAUUGCACCACGCUUAUUUGCUUUCGUCAAACUCCAUAAAGACGGUAAACAACUACGUCCGGUCGUCGACAAGUCGAGAUCUCCGACUAUACUUAUAGAACACAUGCUUAACUCCUUUGUAACAAGCACCAUCGAGGAAUAUCCGUGUACUGUGUCCAAUCCGGUACAGUUGAUUCACAGAUUGAAUGCACUUGACAACUUAGAUGGCGUAUAUUUCACUGUUUGUGAUUUUGAAUCCAUGUUCCCAUCCAUCCGCAUCGAGCCAUGUUUUUGUGAGUUAAGGGAUUUUCUCAUUCGAAAUAUCAACGACUCUUCUGAACAUCUAUCUGACAUCUUAGAGUUGNCAUGGUUGGGUGUAAUUUUCCUAUAG